AUGGAGCUUUCCUCAAACGAGCGUGAUGGAUCCUCGAUGGCACUUGCCAUGAUGUCUUCUCAGCGAGGCUGGUCUCGCUGGCCUCGGCCUGGAACAUUGCUGACCAGUUCGUAUGACGGAACCACCAAGUUCUGGUCCAUCUCAACAGGGCGCUGCUGGCGCAGCCUCAAGCAGGAGGGCCCUGUGAUGUCUGUCGCCGUGUCGUCAGACGGGAGGUAUCUGUUGACGGCUGCGUAUGAUGGUGUCGCUGCAGUGUGGUGCGUGGCCAGAGGGGAAGCGAUCCGAACUUUGAAGGGCCAAGAGGGUGGCCUUUACACGGCGGUAUUUUCACCGAAUGGCCAGUCAGUGCUGACGGCCUCUGCACAUGGAGCUGCCUGCAUGUGGAGAUGGAGGAUCGGCAAGGUACAAUGGCUCUUGAAAGGGCACGAGGACAACUACAUGCGUUCCGCGACAUUUUCACCGGACGGAGAAACCAUUGUCACAACAUCCUCGGAUUGCUCACUGCGGAUCUGGCAGCUCGACUCGUCGGACGAGUCUAGAGCGCCGGUCCUUCUCAGAACACUUGAGGGCCACUAUGGCUGGGUAAACACAGCGGUCUUCUCGCCCGGUGGCGAUCAGAUCCUGUCAGCGGCUGCUGACAAAACAGCCAGGCUCUGGUCUGCAUCAACAGGAGCCUGCCUGCGGACCUUCACAGGGCAUUGGGCGUAUGUGCGAUCGGCUGUUUUCAGUCCGCAGCAGACUAUGGUUCUGACGGCUUCAGCAGACUGGACGGCAAAACUGUGGAACUCGCAGUCGGCAACUUGCAUACAGACCUUCACGGGUCACUCGCAAUGGGUCAACAUGGCGUCUUUCGUCAAUGGCCUCGCCAAGAUUGUUACGUGCUCCCGGGACAACAGCGCCCGGCUCUGGGAUACCAAAACUGGCGCCUGCCUGCGCGUGUACGACGAGCACAGUGACUUCGUGAUGUGGGCGAUGGUUCCUGCCGCGCUUGCAAUCAAAGACCACAAAGACCAAAGGCGCAAGAUCAAAGCUGGCCAGAGGCGCUGGAUAGCCAAAGCCGCUUCCAUUGACUGGCAGAAAGAUGGUUCCGUUUGGGCAGGGAGGUCGUGGUGUGUUCAUGCAGCCUUCUUCACAGCGUUGGCUCAGAAGUGUGCAGGUGGCGGGCGCGGGCGAUCUCCGGGCGACGGCUCGCGAUCCCCUGGAACCUGGUUGGAGGCGGCGCCGACCUGCCAGUCGAGGUGCGAGAGGCAGCGGACACUGCUUGCAGGGCUGGUUGCUUUGGCUGCAAAGUCCGGAGGAGAGGGCCUGGACUUGGAACUGGCCGUGCCCGAAGACUCGGACAUGCAGGAGCUGACAGACUUGGUCGAUGAAAGCUUCCAGCGCGCCAUCCAAGCCAGGAUGGUUGAUGGUGGGAACCCGCUUGGCGACUUGUGGAACGGCUGGGUGUCCUUGAGUGAGCGGCAGAUGACCCUUGGGGCGAUGCGAAAGCGCCUGGCGGGCCUGCUCUCGUCGCCCAGUCUGAGGCGGCCGAGCAACGAUGAGUGGAACCUCGGAGUUCUUCUUCGCGAGAAGGGCGUCGAGAAGCCGCCAAUCGGAUACUUUGAGAUUUGCAUGCAGAAGCCAGAGGGGAUCAGCAGGCGCAGCGCAGCGCUGGAGCCAUACCUCAAGAACUUGUGUGUGUCCAAGGCUUACCGAAGACGCGGGCUUGGCAAGAAGCUCCUGAAUUUGGUGGAGGCAUUUUGCAGGACAGCAUGGCAAGGCAGCGCAAUCUAUCUGCAUACAGAUGAUGAUGCAGCAGCCUUCAAUCUCUACAACAGCACCGGCUACACGGUGAGGAAGCAAGAGAAGGAUGGCGAAGGCGUCAGCUUCUACAUGUUCAAACGCUUGGAGUAG
This is a messenger RNA of Symbiodinium sp. CCMP2456, 1893 nucleotides long. The record is from the annotation of a GenBank genome assembly. Lineage: Eukaryota; Dinophyceae; Suessiales; Symbiodiniaceae.